AUGUUUAGUUCAGGGGAAAAACCCCCAAACCUCCCGCUUCCGGGAGAUGAGGGCAGGCAAGGAAGCCACCUCCCCGAGAGCGCGAGCACUGACGUCGGACUUCCCCAUAGCAUGGAUCAGCAGGCGGUGCUUUAUGGAGCCCCAGAUGGCUCUGUUAUUCCUGAGGUUGAAAGCGUAACACGAAGUAACAGAAGAGGCCGCAGGGGAAGGACAAGAUUAACAAAGUCGCUCCCGCUGCUGGUGCUUCAGGUUUCUAUUGUUGCAUUGGUUUUCUUGGUGGUGUCCUGUGCCUUCCGCAUCUCUUCGUCUUCAGUGAAUGUGGGAGCCCCUCGUAAUCUGGCGCAUCUGGGGGGCUCGGGGGGUAAUCCUUCGUCGUCCUCCCGCCCUGGCUCCUCAAAUGGCUUCCCGCGUGGGCGCAACGGCGGCCCCCGCAGAACCGGCGACCCUCUAGAUUCUUUGUGCAGUCGUUAUGAUGAUGGCUUUGGAGACCCUUCUUCUGUGCCUCACGAGGACUUAGGAUUGUUUGGGCCGCCUCAAACACAACCCCUCGACCUGCGGCAGUCCGCUGGAUCAUCAAGUGGUGUAGGCAGUUCAGGUGUACGCCUACCAGCAGGAAGGCCGGCUGGUGGGCCCAUACCCGACGAACAGGAGGAGCCUUUGGACUUGAGUGUCGGGAGCAACGGCAACGGAAGCAUUGCUGGGCCCCCUACACAAGGUGCUGCAGGGGAUGCUGCUACUCAUCCCGCAUCAACUUCUAGUGCUGGGUUAGGUGGUCCUCCGCUUCCAUUAGUCGGUACUGCUGGGGUUGCUGGGUAUGGUGGUCCUCACCCUCCAUAUCCUGGUGCUUCUGGGUUUGAAGGUGGUUACUACCCCUUUGAUGUUUCUGGUGGGGUUGGUGCUCUCCCCUCUUCGCAAGUAGCUGUCGGGGUAAGGGCUGGCCCGUCUGGACGUGGGCGUGGUUCUCGUUCCUCUUCUGCUGGUAGGGGUGGUGCUCGCCGCUCUUCAGUUGCUGCUGGUAGGGGUGGUGCUGGCCCCUCUUCACUUGCUUCAGGUGAGGGGGGUACUCAAAGGGGUGCCAGGCGUGGUGGUGGUGCAGGGGUGCGUCAACGUGCUAGAGGUUCUGGACGUGGAGCUACUGGACGUGGUGGGCCUUCUGCUGCUGGGCAUGGCUUGCCUCAUUCAGCAGCAGCACAGGCAGCAGCAAUACUUUCAGGAACAGCAGCAGCAGCAGGCAGCGGAGGCGCUCGAGGCGGCAGGGCGCGUCGUGUGUUUAUCCCUGCACCACCAAGUUCCCCUUCUUCUGCCUCUACCGAUAGCACAGACACAAGCCCUGAGGCUCAGGAGGAAGGAGAUGCAGAUUCAGAAAGCAGCAAUGAUCCCGACGAAGAGGGUCUAGACAUCACGUGGAAACUGCGUAUAUGGGGAUCACAGGGAGGAGGAUCGCCUUUAACACCAACACACGGAGGGGCAGGGCCCUUCCAUCCGAGGCCCCCAUCCGGCAGCUCAGGCAGCUCUUGGUGGCUGACAAAUUGGCUGCAUAGUGGGGGUUUAUCUUCAAGCGGCUCUUCUCAAGGCAGCAGAGACAACCAAAGAGACAGAGACGGCGCCGUUCCUUCCACCUCAGAUGAAGGGGCCUUCCCCGGCACCUCCGCCGGUCCAUCUUCUGGAAGACGGAGGGAGGAACUGCUGAAUAAGUUACGGGAUUCAAUAAAGGAGAGGCAGAGAGGGAGGGAACAACAAGAACAACAGCAGCGGGAACAACAACGGCAGCAGCAUCAUGGUCCUCAUCAUCCGCCAGACCGCAGUCACCACCACCACCACCACCAUCACCACCACUACCACGGGCAAGGGGGAGGCCACCAACAUUCCCACCACCACAGCGAUCAGCUGCAGGACGAUUCGAGCCACCACCACCACCACCAUCACCACCACCACCAGCAGCAGCAGCAGCAAGCCCACGAACACGAACGCGGCCAGGGAGGACACCACCACCAUCAUCACCACCACCACCACCACCAGCCGCAGCCGCAGCCGCAGCCUCAGCCGCGGCCUCAGCCGCAGCCUCAGCCGCAGCCUCAGCCGCAGCCUCAGCCGCAGCCUCAGCCGCAGCCGCAGCCCCAGCCGCGGCCACCGCGGCCACCGCGGCCACCGCGGCCGCCGCAGCGUAUGCCGCUGCUGCGGCUGCUGCUUGAUGGUGACGGGGAGGACCCCUCUCUAUACAGCCUUCUCCAUGGUAGAAACCCCUCCCCAACGGCCCCUAGACCAUUCUCAUCGGCUGUCUGGGAAUGGGGGCCGUUUGGUUCAAGCAAUUCCCCUCACCGCCGCCGCUCACGGGGCAGGAGGGUCCCCCAGGCACCAGGCCCCAUAAGGGGGCGCUAUCAGGGACCGUGGGAUUCGGAUCAGGAAUUGGGAGGCUCCUCUUCAGGCGUCAGUGAGACUGUUUCUGCCAGAUUCUUUGGGGGUUCCUCUGGUGAAGAGCCCCGUCCAAGCAGUGGGCAGAGAAGCCACACCACAACCGCAACAGCUUCCUCCGAACAAGGCUCAGAAGGGGAGGGUACUUCUUCAGGUCGUCACCGUUUACCUGCGAUGGUACUGAGGGGCCCUGGGUGGCAGUCCGCUCAACCUCGAUAUCCCGGAAGGGGAGAUGCAGGGCAGGGGCCCCAACGGGAAGGCCUCGCUUUCCCUCUGGGGGCCUUCCCUCGUGGCAGACCCCAGGAGGUUUCCCAAGGGCCUUCAAGUGCAGGCCCCUGGGCAGGCCCUCAAGGGGGUUUAUCACGUGCAGCCCUUGAAGGAGGAGGGUCACAGGGAGUUUCCCAAGGGCCUUCACAUGCAGGCUUCCAAGGGGGCCCCCAGGAAGUCCCCGAAGGGCCUUCAUAUGGUGGCCACCCCAGGGGGCCCCAGGAAGUCCCCGAAGGGCUUUCAUAUGGUGGCCACCACAUGGGGGGCCCCCAGGAAACCCCCGUACAGGGACCCCAGGUGGGAUCCAGCCGUGGUGAUCAUGGGCGUGCUCCUUUAGGAUCUCAUUCGGGUAGGAGGCCCCAGUCUAGCAGUGGAGGCCCACCGAGACGGUGGUGGUUAGAUAGUGGCAGUGAUUCACGGCGUUUGUAG
Molecule: messenger RNA, 3108 nt
Organism: Eimeria acervulina
Lineage: Eukaryota; Apicomplexa; Conoidasida; Eucoccidiorida; Eimeriidae
Exons: 1
Coding region: 1-3108 (1035 amino acids)
Source: RefSeq, a predicted model, not a curated record